Vitis riparia (riverbank grape) is the source of this 997-nucleotide messenger RNA. Its product is annotated as ran guanine nucleotide release factor. Lineage: Eukaryota; Viridiplantae; Streptophyta; Magnoliopsida; Vitales; Vitaceae. Gene Ontology annotation, molecular function: guanyl-nucleotide exchange factor activity; small GTPase binding. The transcript has 8 exons. Gene Ontology annotation, cellular component: nucleus. Gene Ontology annotation, biological process: protein import into nucleus. The coding region runs from base 138 to 767 and encodes 209 amino acids. The record is from RefSeq and is a predicted model, not a curated record.
UAGCGUAUUCGUUAAGCAGACAAGGGGUUCGUAUCCUAUAUAAGCCCGCCAACAUCCAAGUUCCCAGAGUUCUUCAGUACAAACAAGAAUCUUCUCCAUUCUUCAUCCUCGAUCGUUGUGUCUAAAACCACUGGAAAAUGCCGGAAGAUUACUACUCGGAACGCCCUUUAUUCGGUGGCGCAAUAGUUAGCACAUUCCCUCGGAGGUUCCAGGAUUUGAGUGACAUUCGUCAAGUCCCUGAUCAUCAGGAAGCGUUUGUGGAUCCUACACGAGAUGAAAGCCUUGUUUUCGAGCUCUUAGAUUUGAAGCAAGAUGUGGCUGAUGAUGGGAGUGCUGUUUGGUUUCUUCAGGACCUUGCCACAGAACAAGAUGCUGAAGGAUUCACGGUGAUUGAGCAGUCGGGAGUGGUUGAGGCCGGUGGAUUGUGUUAUAGAAACAUGGCAGCAGUUGUUACAACUGCAGUUGGCCAAAUGGCCAUUUCUAAGGGACGGCAAGGAAGGGAGGCACAGAAUAUCGUGAGGGUGCAUUUGGCAAAUUUAAGACUCAAGGAAGUUGGUACAGAUGUGCUAAUUACUGCAUAUGAGCCAAUCUUAAUAAACCCUUUUAGUGACAGUGCUGGUACAGUUGGUGCUGGUUUACCUGUUCCUGCUGAGCAAUCUGGACAUAUGCCAAUGACUGAGGUUUUUAAAAUGGCAGUCUCUAGCUUCAAAGUGAAUGACUGGAGCCUUUUGGUGCAGCUUGAGAAGGCAUUAAAAGGACAGCUAUAAUUGCAAACAAGAAGCCCCACUGUUUUAAAGCAAUGUUCAGAUGUAUGCCCCACUGUAAUCUUGAAUAUAUUUAGUUCUCUUCAAGUAAAUGUUUGGAUUUUCUAAAGCUUCUUUUUGGAAGGGUUUUCAUUUCAUACAUGUCUGUAUUCUGUUUCUGCUUUGCUCACUUGAUGUAAACAUUUGUUCCUUAUUGUUCUGUUAAGUUUGUAAAAUUUGUUAGCUUUCCAUCA